Fusarium pseudograminearum CS3096 is the source of this 2238-nucleotide messenger RNA. RefSeq lists its product as uncharacterized. Gene Ontology annotation, cellular component: membrane. The coding region runs from base 1 to 2238 and encodes 745 amino acids. Lineage: Eukaryota; Fungi; Ascomycota; Sordariomycetes; Hypocreales; Nectriaceae. Gene Ontology annotation, molecular function: secondary active sulfate transmembrane transporter activity. The transcript has 3 exons. Gene Ontology annotation, biological process: transmembrane transport. The record is from RefSeq and is a predicted model, not a curated record.
AUGAAGCAGACGAUAGAGGACCCGUUCUUCGAAGCCGAGCCAACGGUUAUCGAAGAGCUUAAGCAAUGUAUCCCCACAGCAGAUGGAUCAUUACGGUAUCUUAAGUCUCUGUUUCCUUGCUUUGGAUGGCUGCCUAGGUAUAAUUGGCGAUGGCUUGUGGGUGAUAGUAUCGCUGGUCUUACUGUUGGCCUCGUCGUUAUUCCUCAAGCUAUGGCAUAUGCCCUUUUGGCUACGCUACCGCCAGACUUUGGACUGUAUACUUCUUUUGCUGGUGCAGCGACAUAUUGGCUUUUCGGUACUUCGAAAGAUAUAGUUAUCGGAACAACGGCCAUCGGCUCACUACUUGUCGGUGAGAUCGUUACCCACGUUCACGAAGCACGACCCGAUACCUACACAAGCGUCGAGAUUGCCAAGACACUAUCAUUCAUGACUGGUAUCAUCCUAUUUGCAUUGGGUCUCCUACGUCUUGGAUGGCUAGUCGAAGUCAUUCCCUACAUCCCUGUAUCAGCUUUCAUCACGGCCGCCAGCAUAAUCAUCAUGUGCACUCAACUACCAGUUCUCUUGGGCAUCCCUGGAGUCAACACACGAGACGACCCGUACAAAGUACUCAUUUCAACCAUGCGCAAACUGCCCGAUGCACAGCUUGAUGCUGCUAUCGGUAUUACUUGCUUGGUUUUGUUGGAAUUGGCAAAGUAUGUUUUCACAAAGUUGGAGGCUCGACAGCCGGCGCGAAAGAAACUCUGGUCCAUCAUGUCGUCUUUGCGACUCACCUUUGCCAUGUUGCUCUACACUCUGGUUAGCUACCUCGUCAACCGCAACUUGUCCGAGAAGGAGAGCAAGUUCAGAAUUGUUGGCCAUAUCAAUCAAGGGUUUAUCCAUGCCGGACCACCAGCCCUCAAGACAGACCUCAUCGGCGCCAUCUUGCCACAAAGUCCCAUUAUCUUGGUCAUUCUUAUCGUCGAGCACAUCGCCAUCGCCAAAAGCUUUGGAAAGAAGCUUGGAUACGACGUUGUUCCAUCACAAGAGAUCAUGGCCCAAGGAACAGCCAACAUCCUUGGUCCGUUCCUGGGAGGCUACUCAUGCACUGGUUCUUUCGGUGCAUCGGCGGUGCUUUCCAAGGCGGGUGUCAGGACACCUCUGGCUGGACUUUUCAGCGCUUUCAUGUUGCUGCUAGCACUUUAUGCUCUGACUGGAGUCUUUUACUUCAUUCCGAGAGCGGCUUUGGCUGGACUGAUCAUUCAUGCUGUUUUCAACCUUAUCGCAUCGCCUUCUACAGUCCGCAAGUAUUGGCGUCUAUCGCCAUUCGAAUGCUUGAUCUGGGUUGUUGGCGUUGUCAUGGCCGUAUUUACUGGUCUUGAGCCAGCUAUCUACACCACCACAGGUCUCUCUUUUCUACUCUUGCUUGUGCGCAUCGCGCGGACGAGAGGCGAGUUCCUAGGCAAGGUCGAAGUUGAGCAGGCUGUUGAGACGCCAGAAAACACAGAUGACUCUAGAAAUUCAUCUACUCGUGAUGUUUAUCUGAGUUUGGACCGAAAUGAUGCGUCCAACAGAGAUAUUUUGGUGGAAAGCCCCCAUGGCGGUGUUCUCAUCUAUCAUUUCCCCGAAGGGUUGAACUACCUCAACCAGGCGCAACAUCUUAAGAAUUUGACAGACUACGUCUACACACAUACUAGACGCCCCGAUGAAGAGCAAAAAGAAGAUAAGGGCGAGGCUCUUUGGUGCGACACAUCAGGGUUGUGCAAGCAGGACAAUGACCUACCAGUACUACGAGCCAUCGUCAUAGACUGCUCGACAAUUAACAACAUUGACAUCACCAGCGUACAAGGCUUGGUAGAUGUGCGAAACGCUCUAGAUCGAUGGGCGAGUCCAUCAACGAUACAGUGGCACUUUGGCGGUUUACACAAUCGCUGGGCGCGACGGGCUCUGGCAGCCGUUGGGUUUGGGAAAAGCAGUACACAAGAUGGUUACUCGUUCGGAAGCUGGGCAGCUGUUCCUACAAUGACUACUUCUUUUGGUGAAGCAACUGAGGGCGACCACAAAAGAACAAGCACGGAUGAUGAAAACACAAUUGGCACGCGACAUAAUAACCUCAGCGGCGAGAAGCGACUUUCCCCAGUGUUUGCACUCGACAGGCCAUUGUUCAAUGCUGAUCUCGGCGAAGCGGUGAGAGCGGCAUUGGAGUACGCGCGUAAAAGCGAGUGCCGUUCUCAUCUACAGACCGACACGGAAACUGAAUGA